Centruroides sculpturatus (bark scorpion) is the source of this 2046-nucleotide messenger RNA. RefSeq names its product serine/threonine-protein kinase Nek8-like. The coding region runs from base 108 to 1925 and encodes 605 amino acids. The record is from RefSeq and is a predicted model, not a curated record. Gene Ontology annotation, biological process: protein phosphorylation. The transcript has 16 exons. NCBI's taxonomy places the organism in Eukaryota, Metazoa, Arthropoda, Arachnida, Scorpiones, Buthidae. Gene Ontology annotation, molecular function: protein kinase activity; ATP binding.
CAAAGCACAAAUGGGAAGGGAGGGAGAAGAAUCUCUCUCCCCAACUUUACCACGAAGAGGACCAAGUGGCCAUUUAUCGUACAAGUGAAUAUUUUCCGAAAUCUCCGAUGACAUGCCGAAGAAGUUCUUCGAUCACACUCAUACACACGCACGGACAUAACAUCACUGUACACAAAGAGGGUAUAACCGAGCUUGUUUUGGUGGGAAGACACAUGUUUACGAGAUGUGAAUGUAUUGGGAAGAUGGAGAAAUACGAGAAAAUCCGUACAGUGGGAAGAGGUGCUUAUGGAACUGUGUAUCUUUGUCGUAGAAUUGCCGACAAAAUGUUAGUUAUAGUUAAACAAAUCUGCGUGGAUCAAAUGACUAAAGAAGAAAGAUUGGUCUCGCUUAACGAAUCCAAAGUUCUGUCCAGGUUAAAGCAUCCGAAUAUUAUCGCUUAUUAUGAAAAUUUCCUUGAAGAACAAUCUAUUGUUAUUGUUAUGGAAUAUGCUCCAGGAGGAACGUUGUAUGACUAUUUGCAACAGAGAGAAGGAAAAUUAUUAUCUGAAGAGGAAGUUUUAUAUUAUUUCUCUCAAAUAGUUUUGGCUCUACAUCACGUCCAUUCUCAACAAAUUCUUCACAGAGAUUUAAAAUCUCAUAAUAUUCUUUUAAGUGAAAAAAAGAAUGUCAUUAAAAUAGGUGAUUUUGGAAUAUCAAAAAUUUUGAGCAGCAAAAGUAAAGCUUAUACAGUUGUUGGAACGCCUUGUUAUAUUUCGCCCGAGCUCUGUGAAGGAAAACCAUAUAAUCAAAAAAGUGAUAUUUGGGCUCUUGGUUGCACUCUGUAUGAAUUAUUAACUUUAAAACGACCUUUUGAAGCAACCAAUUUGCCCGCACUUGUGAUGAAAAUAAUUCGCGGCUCUUUCGCUCCUGUAGCCGAACACUACAGUAAAGAGUUGCGGAAACUUCUCCUGACUCUGCUCGACACGGAUCCAAAUAAACGUCCAACAAUCAAUCAAAUAAUGGCGUAUCCAAUUAUGAUAACUCCCAUUUUUAGUCUAUACGUUACAAUUGGUUCUUUAUCAAGUAUUGGAAAAAAUAAUUCUUCUAAACAAAAUGCAAUUAAACAAGCUGGAAGUGUUACAGAUAAUUUAGACUGUUCUGCACAUAAUGCAAAAUAUAUGUCUCAGAUGUCUUCCUCACGAAUCUAUUGUUGGGGUGACAGUGUUUUGACUCCAUUUCUUCUUCCUCUUCCUAUGUCUGAUACCGAAAUAACAACUGUGGCAAUAGGAGAAAACCAGAAAGUUGGGAUAACAAAAAAUGGUUUACUUAUAUCUUGGGAGGUUGUUGGAACGCCUUGUUAUAUUUCGCCUGAGCUCUGUGAAGGAAAACCAUAUAAUCAAAAAAGUGAUAUUUGGGCUCUUGGUUGCACUCUGUAUGAAUUAUUAACUUUAAAACGACCUUUUGAAGCAACCAAUUUGCCCGCACUUGUGAUGAAAAUAAUUCGCGGCUCUUUCGCUCCUGUAGCCGAACACUACAGUAAAGAGUUGCGGAAACUUCUCCUGACUCUGCUCGACACGGAUCCAAAUAAACGUCCAACAAUCAAUCAAAUAAUGGCGUAUCCAAUUAUGAUAACUCCCAUUUUUAGUCUAUACGUUACAAUUGGUUCUUUAUCAAGUAUUGGAAAAAAUAAUUCUUCUAAACAAAAUUCAAUUAAACAAGCUGGAAGUGUUACAGAUAAUUUAGACUGUUCUGCACAUAAUGCAAAAUAUAUGUCUCAGAUGUCUUCCUCACGAAUCUAUUGUUGGGGUGACAGUGUUUUGACUCCAUUUCUUCUUCCUCUUCCUAUGUCUGAUACCGAAAUAACAACUGUGGCAAUAGGAGAAAACCAGAAAGUUGGGAUAACAAAAAAUGGUUUACUUAUAUCUUGGGAGGUAAAUUUACAAUAAUAAACUGUAAUAAAUCUUUGCAAAACACAGAAUUUUAAUAAAUGGAAAAUUUUGAAUGCAAAUUAGAGAAAUGUAUUUAGAGAAACUUAUUUCUAAAAAUAGAAUAAUAAUUGAGCAUUGA